AUGUUUCAUAAUAACGAUGAUGCCUCUAGAUUUUUAUUGACUGGUUUUAUAUUUAACAUUGUCUGUUCCCAUGUGGAACAUAAUUCUGAAUGUGUCUCCUUGAACAUCGUUAGGAGAAGGCCUGACCGGAUUUUAAUUUUACGUCAGAACUUCUAUAAUAUUGACACUUUAGUUUAUACAGCUAAGGAUGGAUACAUAAAUGAAGUUAUUGACGACCGGGGUAUUCUAUGGAAGAAUGAUAGGGGCAGGUUGAAAUUGAGCAAAGUGAUUAAAUUUAGAAAGGAAUCAAAAUUACUCCAUGUACAUUAUAUAUCAGCUGAUAACCUUUCUUAUGUAAAAUACUUUUAUCGCACUGGGAGAGUUUGGAAUGAAAUCAAUUCUGAACGGUUCUAUCUCGAAUUUGAUAACUUUAAAUCUCUCACUUAUCCAAUAAAUGCUAUUACUGUGUAUAUACGCCGAAAGAAUAAUUUAAAAAAAACAAGAGUAACCUAUAUACAUCCCAAAUUUGCGGCUUAUGGCCCAAAUUACGGUUAUCGCAUUAAUAAAGUCUGUGACGUGAGUUUGGGGAUAAUGUGUUUUAAGAGUGUUUGGUAUUCGAAAGAAGAUGAGCAUUGUUUGUUCACUUCGGUACACAAUAGGGAUAAACCUGAUUUGGCCUACCUCGUUAUUUCCGAUUCAGGAAACGUGGUUGAAAAGUUUUAUCAUAAACCUCCUGGUGUUUUUAAGUCAUGGAAACCUAUUGAUAAAACUGAAUACUACACCAAGUUGAAAGAACGGGAUCUUGAUUUAGAUAAGUUUGACAAUACAGUUCAAUUGGAUUUAAAUAACAUUGAUUCCGACAAGUUUUAUUCUAGUGAAUUCGGUUUUAGACGUUCAACCAUCGCAGCAUAUCCUAAGCCAGGUUUUAGAAUGACUAGAGUUAGUUAUGCUAAUAUGAUCAUUUGGGAAUCUGGCAAAUCUGAUGUGUAUUCCUAUUGCGCAAACAUGUUUUCAGACAAUGAGGAACCAAAACUGUGUUAUGUUCUAGUUAGUGAAGGAAAUGAACGUAGAAUCGAGUACUUCCUUAAUAACAAUAACACAUGGUAUAAAAUAGAUAAAAAAAGAUUUUAUCAUCUGUUGGCCAAAAAGGAUGAUCCUAGAUACACUCAUCGUUACGAGGGUAUUGACGAGGAAGGCAAUCGUAACAUAGAAAUGAGUUAUUUUACCAAUAAACAGGGACUCAUGGUUAAAACAUAUAGAUCAAUGGUCCCUAAUCACAAGGGAGUUAUUAUUCUUAUGCACGGGCUAAGAGGCCACUUUUUAUCCACGUUUUUAAAAUAUGAUCUUGACUGGAAUUAUAGAAACUUCGGUUUUGCCACUCAUCCUUAUAUAGUCUGUCCAGAUGUAAACUUCUUUUAUAACUAUAGUAGAUUUAAUUAUGAUCGAUACAAACACAUCUUCGAAUAUAACUUCUACGAUAAACAAUAUCCCUCUAAUUUAAUCCAAAUGUAUGAGUAUUCAGGUAGUAUGCUUGAAUGCUUAAACAAUAUGGGUUAUAGUGUGUAUGGAAUGGAUCUCCAAUCACAUGGUUUUUCAGAGGGGAUCGAUAAUAGGAGAUCUCACGCCCUUAAAUACAUCAACUAUGUCGACGACGUAUCACAAUUCAUCUAUAUCGUUAAACGUGAUAAAUUCCAUGAUCAGAAUCAGGUAUGGGACCCAAGUGUGUUUUCCCUUAAGACUCAGUUCAAAGAUAAACUAAUUCUUUUCGGUUAUUCUUUGGGAGUUAGUUUAUGUUUUGGUUCACUACAGGAGUUUGAUAAACAUUAUAAGUCUCAUGAAAAAGUGGGCGACUGUAUUGUCUCCUUUUCCGGUAUGUUUGACAUCCGUAAUAACCUGGUAAAAGCAUAUCAACGAAUUUUUUCUGUCUUGUUUCCUUUGCUAUCUGCCAUAGCUCCUCGAGAUGUGAGCCCUUGUCACACCAUACCCGAUUAUGGGCAAAACUACGAAGUCGCCACAUUUAUGACUGACGAUAAGUAUUAUACUCAUGCAUUAACGUGGAGAGCAAUCGAUCUUCUAUUUUCUUCUUGUGAUACUCUUAUGAAUAAGAUGAAGUGGUUCCCAACUAACAUACCUACGCUUUUCAUCCAUUCAACUGAUGAUCCUAGCUGCUCAAUCAAGAAAAUGAAGGACCGUAACGUUGAGUCACACGAAUUCCCUGGUAAUUAUCACCAAACAUACAAGACUGAGGCACUUGAUCUUGUGUUUAAGAGAUUUGAAGAUUGGAUGUCGAAAAUUCAGAAAACUACUCAACCUAUGAUAUUAGUUUGA
This is a messenger RNA of Theileria orientalis strain Shintoku, 2307 nucleotides long. RefSeq lists its product as hypothetical. Gene Ontology annotation, molecular function: lipase activity. The coding region runs from base 1 to 2307 and encodes 768 amino acids. NCBI's taxonomy places the organism in Eukaryota, Apicomplexa, Aconoidasida, Piroplasmida, Theileriidae. The record is from RefSeq and is a predicted model, not a curated record. Gene Ontology annotation, cellular component: membrane. The transcript has 4 exons.